AUAUACUCUAAAAAAAUGCAGCCGCGCACCGUCUUCUCUUAACGAAAGAAUUACUCUUUGCUACUGGACGCCUGCUCCGCCAUCGUUCGCUAUUGGUCCCGGCUGCCUCGCCAUCCUUCGAGGUUGAAAUCUAAAGAACUUUUGUUGUCAAGUCUUUAAUUAUUGCCUAUUACUAGAAGACUCAGGCUUGAUCUUCCUAACAAGCUUUACAUUCCUUAGAUCGUGGAAGCCAAGCUUGAAAAGUGGGUUUUAGUGAUCAGAUUAGUCUUUUGUCAAACUUGAUACGCCACUAAGUAUCAGUUACCUUUUCUUUAACAAAAAAACAUUUCAAGGCAGUAAAGAGAGAGGGAAGGGAGAAAGAUGAACAAGAAGGAGAUAUUUAAACUUGCAAAAGGGUUUAGGGGAAGAGCAAAGAACUGCAUUCGGAUCGCAAGGGAGAGAGUAGAGAAGGCCUUGCAAUAUUCCUACAGAGACCGUCGCAAUAAGAAGCGGGACAUGCGCUCCCUUUGGAUCCAACGCAUCAAUGCUGGCACCCGUCAACAUGGCGUUAACUAUGGUAAUUUCAUGCAUGGGUUGAUGAAGGAGAACAUUCAGCUGAACAGGAAAGUUUUGUCAGAGCUAUCCAUGCAUGAACCCUAUAGUUUCAAGGCCCUGGUAGACAUAUCUCGAAAUACCAAUCCUGGAAACAAAAACUUGGUAUUCCCUCCUAGGAAGGUUGACACAAUUAAUGUAUAAUCAAUUUACUCAUCCAUUCCAACACCAGUUAGUUCUUGGUUGGAACUAAUCUUCUAAACAAUCAAUUUGAUACUUUAGAUAAUUAGUAAUCGUUUUCAAUAAUUAUUAUUGUUUUGUUUUUGCUAA
Molecule: messenger RNA, 861 nt
Organism: Ricinus communis (castor bean)
Lineage: Eukaryota; Viridiplantae; Streptophyta; Magnoliopsida; Malpighiales; Euphorbiaceae
Product: 50S ribosomal protein L20
Exons: 4
Coding region: 361-735 (124 amino acids)
Biological process (GO): translation; ribosomal large subunit assembly
Cellular component (GO): ribosome
Molecular function (GO): structural constituent of ribosome; rRNA binding
Source: RefSeq, a predicted model, not a curated record